UAAGAUAAGAUAAACCUUUACUAGUCCCACACGUGGGAAAUUUGUUAUUUUAUGUUGUUAAAUUUGUUGAAAUCUUUUGAGUAUUUGUUUUUCAGGUGGAAAUCUAUGUCCUCUUUGUAAAACAGUUAUUAAUUGUGUCUAAAAAUGGCAUUUGUUCAGUAUAUUUACUUGUUUCUUAUAAAAUAAUUAAAAUGAAAACGGAAAAAAACCCUCUCAGUUCUAAUAACAUCUCCCGGAGCUGGUGGGCCAUCCGUGGGUCUCGGGCCCGGGGACACGAGGCCUGUAGGGCCUCUCUCCCUCGGUCAUCCACAGAAACUCAGUCAGAGCAGCGGAGGGCGGGGCGGGGCCGGGCGGGCCGAGCAGCCGCUGACUGACACAAAUUAAUCACAAGGUGGAAAAUCAGAACAAGAAGUGCGGGGCUCGGCGUGUGCGGGACAAACACCGUGGACAAAGUGCGCGGGGCCUGCGGACUCUGAGUCUGGACACCCUCUUCGCCCCGUGAACGAGGCGACAAAAUAAAGUCACGUGAUCCAAAAUGGGCAGUCCUCUGACGGUGCUGAAAAAAGCCAUUUUCUGGCGCUGCUGCAAAUUCUGUCCAAGUCCCAAAUAACUGAGCCGCCCUGCGCCGCGAGGACGCGGACCCUCGGAGGAGAGACCAGAUCAGCCCAGAUGGAUAAAAUGCAGCCUAACCGGAUCAAAAUCACAGAUCUGAACCCACACCUCACAUGCCCUCUGUGCGCCGGCUACCUGAUUGAUGCUACGACCAUCGUAGAGUGCCUGCACUCCUUUUGUAAAACAUGCAUCGUUGCCUUCCUCGAGACAAAUAAGUUCUGUCCUCGAUGUGACGUCCAGGUCCACAAGACGUGUCCACAGCUCAGCAUCAGAGCAGACAAAACUCUGCAAGACAUUGUUUAUAAGCUCGUUCCGGGGUUAUUCAAAGAUGAGAUGAAACGGAGGCGGGACUUCUACGCAGAGAAUCGUGUGCUGGAACCGGGGGAAGUGGUGGAGACGUUCAACAUAGCAGAGGAUGAAAUUAUCAGUCUGUCCAUACAGUUCUACGAGAGGAACAAAAAUAAUGAGAGGCAGCAUUCAGAGAUGGAAGGAGACAAGUCCAACGGUAAACGCUUCCUGCAGUGCCCGGCAGCCAUGUCCGUCAUGCACUUAGCGAAGUUCCUCCGCAGCAAGAUGGAUAUACCCAACAACUAUCGGGUGGAGGUGCUGUAUGGGGACGAACCCUUAAAGGACUACUACACACUAAUGGAUAUCGCUUACUUCUACGAGUGGAGACGAACUGGACCCAUCCCUCUGCAGUAUCUGGUCAAACCCACCCGGAAACGCCGGAGGCCGUCCCAGUCUGCUGCUCAGGGCCACUCCGACGGCGUCAACACCAGCCCAACGUCGGAGAGCGACUCUCAGAGCGACAAAGUCCACAGUCCCGCUGCCGCUCAGCCGGCCCGAGCCUCCUCUCAAUCCAGCCCGGCGUCCCACAACCUCUCUCCCGCCAUCCAAAGCUCCAACGGUACCACUGUGACCAACAACGCUCAGCGACACGCCCUCUCCUCCAAACAGGCCGCUCGGAAGGUGACUGUCAACGGCACGAGCUCCGGGGCCAGCAAAGAGGGGGCGAGGGGGGGCGACAAAAGCGGCCUGCCUCCCACGACCUAACGCGAGCGCACACGGCGGCGAGGAGGACACUGUUUGAAUUGCUUCCUUGUUUCUUUGUGCAGAGCAAAGACAGCUCGGGCCUUCGUCCUUCUGGAAAUGCGGGAGGCAGAUUUGUGUUAUCUUCCAGCAGGACAGACUGAAACGUGCAGCCAAAUAGACACUUGUAUGUAUGUGCGUGUGCGUGCGUGUUUAUGUGUGUUAGACUAGAACAGUGCACACAUACAAACUGUACAGUAUGUAUCAAAUGUGAGCAUGUGUGCGUACAUAUGUAUAAACUUAUCUUUUAUACAAGAUAUUGUAAUCGUUUUGUAUUGUACACGCAGUGGGUCUGUUUCAUUUCCAUAAGCAUCGAUUUGGCCUCCGUGAAACUUGAGACAAAAUGCUGAAAGGCAUUGCAGUGCGGCUCACUGCUGAAGCUGGAUGUAAAGACGAGGAAGAGAAACUCUUGCUUUAAACAGUCAGACGUGUCAAUAACUGCUGUAUAAGUGUCCAGUAUAAGCAACAGCUCAUCAGGUAACACAUGCUCAUUAAAUUGUUGAUGCACUUUGUUACGGUCACUUCACACAAACCGACAAGUAUUUUCCCGACAGGAGAAGCAUUAAUAUUUACAGAAGCACUACCAAGCUGUUUGUCAGCGUUCUUUCCUUCAUGGCAGUCGAAGAACUCAAAAGGGAUUUUUGAAUAUUUGGCCAUGUAUGUUGUAGUUCCAUGCAUUCCAAGCAUUCCUUUGAUUUUUUUUUUCUUCUUUCCGUUCAACAAUGAUGCUUUGUUUUUGUUUUUUUCCAAUUACAAAAAAGCAGCCAUAUGUGCAUGUUUUAGGUCAAUAAAAUGUUUACUUACUAGGUUUUUCUGACCCGAGUGUCCUGUUUAUGCUCCCAACAAAUGUUUGCUUGACAUCCAUCCCGCCGACUCGUUCUCAUCGUCCUCCUGAGAAGAAUCAGACCGCCUUCCUUCAUUUUAACGUGGUGUGAAUUAAAUGUUUGGCACAGCUGCAUUAUAAACAACUACAGCUGUAUUUUAUAAUCUGAGAUGUAACAGUGCUCAUUAAUUUUUUUUUUUUUUUUUCAAAAUAUUUAGGGCGACUUCUAAUUAAAUUCACAACAUGGUGCAAAGUG
Molecule: messenger RNA, 2780 nt
Organism: Maylandia zebra (zebra mbuna)
Lineage: Eukaryota; Metazoa; Chordata; Actinopteri; Cichliformes; Cichlidae
Product: polycomb complex protein BMI-1
Biological process (GO): negative regulation of transcription by RNA polymerase II
Cellular component (GO): PRC1 complex
Molecular function (GO): metal ion binding; promoter-specific chromatin binding
Source: RefSeq, a predicted model, not a curated record